GACGCGCUCUUCCCUGUAUCUUCUAGGUUCCCGGGUGGAUUCCGUCCUCCGUUUUUCACGUAUUUUACUCAAGAAUCCCAUCAUCUUCGCUUUACACAAACUAAGAUUUAACUUUCAUUAUAUCACCUAAUGAACAAUGGGAGUUCAUGGGCUUUGGAAGUUACUGGAAUGCUCAGGAAGACCUAUAAACCCAGAAACAUUGGAAGGAAAAAUUCUUGCUGUUGAUAUUAGUAUUUGGUUAAAUCAAGCUAUUAAAGGAGCAAGAGACCGCCAUGGGAAUUCCAUCCAUAAUGCGCAUCUCCUGACAUUAUUUCGACGACUUUGCAAACUGCUCUUCUUUCGGAUCCACCCCAUUUUUGUUUUUGAUGGAGAAGCUCCUCUAUUGAAGAGGCAAACUUUGGCUAAACGAAAGCAGCAAAAAGAAGCUGCAGCCACAGAUUCAAAGAAAACUAAGGAGAAGCUUUUGAAAACUUUCCUGAAACGACAAGCGAUCAAGACUGCUUUAGCAGGCAAGAGCAAUGCUGAAUUUCCUAGUCUUGCAGAAGUAAGAAGAGAAGAGGUGGAUGACAUUUAUGUGCUCCCUGCCUUACAAGAAGAUAAAAAAAAUAGCUCGGAAGAGGAAGAGGAAAAAGAGUGGGAAGAAAGGAUGACCCAGAAGAAAAUAUUGCAAGAAGAAUUGCUUGAAAACCCUCGUUCUGUAGACGUUGAAUCAGACGAUUUCUUGAGCUUGCCUCCUGAAAUAAAACACGAGAUCCUCACUGACAUGAAGGAAUUCACUAAACGAAGAAGAACAAUAUUUGAAGCAAUGCCUGAGGAAUCCAGUGACUUCUCCCAGUAUCAGCUCAAGGGUUUACUUAAGAAAAGCAGUUUAAAUCGACACAUAGAAAAAGUGCAGAAGGAGAUGAAUGAACAACACUCUGGCCAAAUCCAGCACCAGUACGAAGAAGAUGGGGGUUUCUUGAAAGAAUUGGAAACCAGGAGGGUUGUAUCUGAAGAUACAUCUCAUUACAUCCUAUUAAAAGGUACCCAGUCCAAAGGAGAUACUUCUAGUUAUGUGGCAUCUGCAAUCCAUUCUUCUACAAUGCCAAAAGAUUUAAAACCUAGCAAAAAUAUUAACAACAUGCAAGUUAAGCCAGUCUCAUGUGACCUUUCAAUGGAAUCAACCAGUAGUACUUACUCAACACCCCCUUCUCCCAGAACAAUGCUUGCUAUCCAGGCUGCUAUGUUGGGAAGCAGUUCAGAAGAUGAGUUGGAAGAUAGAAACAAGAACCGCCCUAAUUUAGACAAGUGUGAGUCCAUGCCCAGUGUAGGCAGAGGUAACGUGUCUCCACGAACAAUCAAGGCUAUUCAGCAGGCAUUAUGUGAGGAGGAGGAGGAGGAGAUUAUCACAGCACCAUUUAUCAAUAGGACUACUAUUACUCAAGGAGAAAGAAUGUCCAUGAAGGACCAUCUUGCCAGCAGUUCAGAUGAAGGAGGCCAAGUUCCUGAAGAUCAGAAUGAAAAACAACUUUUACCGGUACAGAAAUUGGAAAGUGGAAAUAUUAAAAAAAGCCCAGGCAUUCCUGUUGUGCAAAAAAGACUUUUGUCUGGGGCAGAAAAUGAAGAAAAAAGUGUGGAAACUAGGAUUUCUCAAACAGAUGUAAGUCCUGGACAAUGUCAGAGUCCAAACAGCAGGAUAAAGCAGCCAGAAAUUUCUUUGUCUCCAAUUCCUUCAGUUGGCUCAAGUCGUUCAGGAUUUGCACAGUUAGCCCAAACUGGAAAACUUCAGUGUUUAAAGGAAUUGGCUAGCCAUUCAGGAAAAAACGUAUCCAGUACACAGAAUGACUUUUUGUUUGCUUUAGAUACCCCUAAACUUGAAGAGUGUUUGGAACAUCAAUCACAAUCUGAAGAAAGUGAUUCUGAUGGAAGUUUCAUUGAAGUAGAGACUGAACCAAGUGGUGAACAAGAUGGGACAUCUGAGACAUCGCUUGCUUCCGCUGACGAGGACGUUGGAGUGGUGGCUGAAACUUCAUUGGAAAUGAGAGAAGAGAGUGAGGGUGCUACAGAAAAUAAAUCAGAAAAUGGUGAAGAUGCAGAGCUUGCUAUGCAACAAAAUUCUGGAAUGGAAAGCACAGAGAAAGCUGAAAUUAAUGAAUGGCAAAAUAUUAGUAUGGAAGAUUUGGAAGUCUUGGAAACAAACUUGUCUGUUGAACAAACAGCACUUCAAGCUCAGAAACAGCAGCAGGAGCGUACUGCUGCCACCGUGACAGGGCAGAUGUUCUUAGAGAGUCAGGAACUUCUGCGCCUCUUUGGCAUUCCAUACAUCGAGGCUCCAAUGGAAGCAGAAGCACAGUGUGCUGUCUUGGAUCUUACUGAUCAAACGUCUGGGACAAUCACAGAUGACAGUGAUAUUUGGUUGUUUGGAGGACGUCAUGUGUACAAAAACUUCUUCAGUCAAAGCAAGUACGUCGAAUAUUAUCAGUAUGUGGACUUCCAAAAUCAGCUAGGCUUGGAUCGAAACAAGUUGAUUAAUCUGGCCUAUCUCCUGGGCAGCGACUACACUGAGGGCAUCCCUAAUGUUGGCUGCGUAACUGCAAUGGAGAUUUUGAAUGAGUUCCCUGGUCGAGAACUAGAGCCUCUCUUGAAACUCAUAGAAUGGUGGGCUGAGGCUCAAAAGAAUAAGAAAAUACGUCCCAAUCCAUAUGAUACUAAAGUGAAGAAAAAACUGCGGCACAUAGAAAUUGCUACUGGUUUCCCAAAUCCUUCGGUGGCGGAAGCUUAUUUGCACCCUGUGGUGGAUGAGUCAAAGGGAUCCUUUACUUGGGGAAGACCUGAUGUGGAACAAAUUAGAGAAUAUCCUUUCCCCCAUUUGUUCCCUUAACAAACUGUUAAAAAGAAAUAUAUUCUAGUGCAAACAUUUGCAUAGGUGAACUAUGCUUCAACUCAGCUGCGUAUUGACUCAUUCUUCAGACUGGCACAACAUGAAAAACAAGCCAUCAAGAGUCAGAGGCUUCGCCGAGCUGUGACUUGCAUGAGGAGAAAAGAGAAGGAAGAAGAAGACAGUGAAGUCCAGGAGGCAACUGCUGUCCUAGAAGAAGAAUUGAAACAGAGGAAAGGGCAAGCAUUCAAUAAAGGAAGGGCUGGAUGCCAGAGACGAGGAAGCAAACGGAAAAAAUGUCCACCAUCUGAGCAACAGAGCUUUCUGUGUGGUGGCUUCAUUGGAGAGGUUCUUCUCUCAGAGGCAUCCAGCGAGUCUUCAGCUGAUGAUUUGGAGAAGGAAGCCUCCAGAAAGCACAGAAGAGGGGAGGAUGCAAAGAGGCUCGAAACAAAAGUGGCAAGUCACAAAACAACUCUAGAAGUUGCAUCUGCACAAAGUGAAGCAGAGAGUAGCAGUGCCAGUGCAGAGGAGGAAAUGCAGAUGGUGACAGCCAGGCCAGUGUUUGAGGGCAAAAAAGCCCGAGGCAAGAGUUUAAGGAGAAGGUGGAAGAAAUAAUGCUAGCUAGAAACAUAUAUGGGGCUUUAAAAAUCAUAUCUGUGUUUCUCAACCGUGGCAACUUGAAGACAUGUGGACUUCAAGGCUGACUGGGGAGUUCUGGGACUUGAAGUCCAUGCCUCUUCAAGCUGCUAAGAUUAAGAAGCACUGCAUUAUCUUAUAAAUUACAUAAUAUUCUUUUCAUUAGAAAGGUAUUUUCCACUUUCUUUAUCAAUUUUGUAUAUAUUGUUACUGUUCACAUACUUAACAGCAUGAUAUGAAUGUUUUAAAAAAACUUUUUUAAAAAAGGAAAACAUCUGUUUUUUCCUCAAGAAAGUGUCUGCUAAAGUUUGUCAGCUUUGAGAAUUAUCUGAGGUGAUUUGUGACCUGUAUUGUGUUCAGAAGGAAAAUGAAUUCAAUUUAUGGUGCUGCUAAUUGACAUUAAGCUUCACACUUCACAAAAAAACCCCCAACCAAAACCGCACAAGUGGCCUACUGUUCAAAGCUUUUGUAGUUUAUUAGUAGGAAAUACGUGGGACAACCGAAUUUCCUUGGUAUCUUGCCAUGCCACUUAUAUUAAACAUCAGUUUGUGCAUUUUGCGGUGCAAGGAAACUUUGAUGUAAAGAGGAGAGUUAAUCAUUUUGAUCUUGCUACAAGUGGAUAUUAAAUGAAAUGGAAAUGAGAUAUCAAACAAGGGGCAUAAAUAAAUUGAAGAAAAGCAAAGAAUAGACUCGAAGUUUAGAUCAGAUUUAAAUUUCAUUUUCUGUGUAGUUAAAUUAUGAAGCUUGCUGUGUCAAUCUGGUUGAUCAGUUGCCCAAUAUAAAGGAAAUUCCACACAGUUUUUGUAAA
Protobothrops mucrosquamatus (brown spotted pit viper) is the source of this 4301-nucleotide messenger RNA. RefSeq names its product ERCC excision repair 5, endonuclease (gene ERCC5). The record is from RefSeq and is a predicted model, not a curated record. Lineage: Eukaryota; Metazoa; Chordata; Lepidosauria; Squamata; Viperidae. Gene Ontology annotation, biological process: nucleotide-excision repair. Gene Ontology annotation, cellular component: nucleus. The transcript has 15 exons. Gene Ontology annotation, molecular function: single-stranded DNA binding; DNA endonuclease activity.